Molecule: messenger RNA, 693 nt
Organism: Knipowitschia caucasica
Lineage: Eukaryota; Metazoa; Chordata; Actinopteri; Gobiiformes; Gobiidae
Source: the annotation of a GenBank genome assembly
AUGGGAAAAGUGGGGAAAGAUUACAUUAGCACCUGUCGCCACCGCUCAACGCUCGCAUCAAUCAAAGGCAGGCUUCUCCAGUCUGAAGGAGGAGAGGUGCUCAGUGAAGAGGCUAAUAAUGACACUCAGAUGCGGGGUGCAGUCCCGCGGAAUCAUGGCCACAACACAGUCGACUUUGAAAUUGAACUUGGCAACACGGCAGGCGAGAGCAAGGACGACCCAGGUGCAGGCUUCCUCAGCUGCUCCUUUGAUGAUGGACUCUGCGGCUGGAUCAGGGACAAGGAUGGAGACGUGCACUGGGAGACCACGCCCGAUCCCUCAGGGGGCCGGUAUCUCACCAUCCCUGAGGUGGGGAACAAGAGGACCGGGCGCGGGGCGAGGCUGGUGCUGCCCCUCACUCCGCCCUGGAACGACGGGAACCUGUGCCUGUCGUUCCGGAACAAGCUGGCAGGUCACCACGUGGGCAUGCUGCAAGUGUUCGUGAAGAAGGGCAAACAGUACAGCCCCGCAGUCUGGGGCCGCACCGGGGGCAACGGCUGGAGACACACCCAGAUCACCCUGUGGGGGACAGGGCUGGAGAGUGUCAUCCUGAAGGGGGAGCGCGGGCGUGGUCGCAGUGGUGAGAUGGCAGUGGACGACAUCACACUGAGGAAAGGCUCGUGCUCAGAGGAACACAAUCUGAGGAGACUCUGA